Molecule: messenger RNA, 3150 nt
Organism: Kogia breviceps (pygmy sperm whale)
Lineage: Eukaryota; Metazoa; Chordata; Mammalia; Artiodactyla; Physeteridae
Gene: GOLM1
Product: golgi membrane protein 1
Cellular component (GO): Golgi apparatus
Source: RefSeq, a predicted model, not a curated record
GAGGCUACGCGGGGCGCGGAGCGGGCGGGAGCGCGAGGCCGGCUGUGGUGGGAGAGCGGCCCGGGCGGCCUGGGAGCCGGGCCUCGCAGCACCGAGCGGCCACCGGAGCCGCUGCGGGAGAUUCUCAUCCUGGUCUUUGAGAUGAUGGGAUUGGGAAACGGGCGUCGGAGCAUGAAGUCGCCGCCCCUCGUGCUGGCUGCCCUGGUGGCCUGUAUCAUUGUCCUGGGCUUCAACUACUGGAUUGCGAGCUCCCGGAGCGUGGAUCUCCAGACGCGCAUCGUGGAGCUGGAAGGCAGGGUCCGCAGGGCGGCAGCGGAGCGAGGGGCCGUGGAGAUGAAAAAGAACGAGUUCCAGGGGGAGCUGGAAAAGCAGCGGGAACAGCUGGACAAAAUUCAGUCCAGCCACAACUUUCAGAUGGAGAGCGUCAGCAAGUUAUACCAGGAUGAAAAGGCAGUUUUAGUGAAUAACAUCACCACAAGUGAGAGGCUCAUCAGAACCUUGCAAGACCAGUUAAAGGCCCUGCAGAAGAAUUACGGCAGGCUGCAGCAGGAUGUCCUUCAGUUUCAGAAGAACCAGACCAACCUGGAGAGGAAGUUCUCUUACGACCUGAACCAGUGCAUCAAUCAGAUGAAAGAGGUGAAGGAGCAGUGUGAAGAGCGAAUAGAAGAAGUCACCAAAAAGGGUAAUGAGGCUGUAGCUUCCAGAGACCUGAGUGAACAAAAGGACCAAAGCCAGCAGCUCCAAGCCCCCAGUGAGCCCCAGCCCAGGCUGCAGGAAGCAGGCCUGCCCCAGGCAGAGGUGCCACAAGCAAGAGGGAACAUGCCCAGCAACAGCAAGCCCCAGACACCAGUCCCCAGUUCUGAGGCAGCUUUGGAUUUGAAGAAGCAAGGCGAGAAAGAGGGAACCAAGGAGAUUCAGGUCGUCAGCAAGGAGGAGCUUCAGAGGGACAGCCUAGGGCUGCCGAAGGAGCCAGAGCGAGAGCAGAAUGUGGAAGAAGACAGACGUGUGGGCGGAAAAGCCCAUGGAGAACCCGGAGAACUGGGCCAAACCCCACAGGUGCCAGCUGCCCUGUUGGCAAGCCAGGAGAAUCAGGAGGAGAUGGAGGGCCCUGAGCGGGACCAGCUCGUCAUCCCCGAUGGGCAAGAGGAGGAGCGGGAUGCCGACGAGGAAGGGAGAAACCAGCAAAAACUGGGAGCAGAUGAUGACUACAACAUGGAUGAAAAUGAGGCAGAAUCUGAAACAGACAAGCAGGCAGCCCUUGCGGGGAAUGACAGAAACGGAAAUGAGAAGAAACUGGGGCCUAGAGGAGUUCUGAAGCUUCUCCAGGCCAGCAGCCCGUGAGCUGGAGUGCCUGAGUCCGGCCAGCUGUGGACUCCGGGUGCCACUGGCAGUCACUGAGGGCAGGUCCUGGUUUGCAUUCAGGUUAAGAUCUCCAACUCGAAUACUGUGUGAUAUUCUCCUACCUAAUCACUAAGAUUAAACUUUCUACCCAGAAAAGGCAACUGAAGAAGGGUAUGAAAGUAGCUUUAUAAGAUACUUAAUCUAAGUCCUUGUCCAGCCUCCCUCUGUGUCUUAGUCUUAGGGUUGAUAUUCUCUCGUUUAGCCUUUAUUCAUCUCAUGUUUAAUCAGUGUGCCUAGAGUUGCUGAGAAAUAAAAUACUGUUAGUUCAACUUUGAAAACUGCUUUCAGUUUUCCCUUCAUCCCCUGUUGGAUCCCUAAGGAAUCAGCUUGUAAACUGUGGAUUAAGCAUGGUGGUUUGCCUUAUUAAUUCAACCUUUUGUGGAAUGAGUUGUCAUUAUAAAUUUAAAAAAAUCAUUUCAUCUCCUGUACAGCGGCACCAAAAGGCCAUUUGUUCAGGAGGUGUGUACUUUAGCUAUUUCUUCAAGCAGUCAUGCUUUAUUACUGUUGACUUCCCUUGGGAUCACAGACACCUCUUCCAAGGAAUAAUUAGAGGUGUCAUGGUUAUUUAAAAAACAAACAAAACCUGUGUAAUAAGCAUCAAAUAGAUAUCAGACCCCCAACCUUGGUCUUUUGGGUUCAUCCCAGAUUAAACCAGCAGGUAGUCCAAUUUUUAAUAAGUAUAAACUAUCUGAUUCACAACCCUCCUCUAUACUCUAAGAUGGUGAGCAGACAGGAGUGAUGAUUCAUUUGAUCUUUUUUCCUGCAGGUAGGACUGCAGAUGAAGAUUCCCUAAGCAAUUUUGGAUUAGAUUUCCUGAAAUAUCUAAUCUCCACACAUAUACCUUUGUGUGAUAGAAUUUGAGAAAUAAACCAUUAUCUUUUAAGUCAGUAUGCUGUCAUUAAAUAACUAGAUUGAUAACUAGCCUAAUUGUUUUAAUUGGUAAUAGGUGGCUAUCUAUUCAUAGUAGAACUUGGAAUGGUGUAAGAGAAUUGUGAUUUCAGGGUCCUUUAAGGUCCAGGGGGAAUUGGUCUAUUCCCACUAUAUAUUUUUGCCUAAAAGAUUAUUAUAAAUAGUAAAUGAUAGUUUAUAGGACACUCAACCAACUUCUAACACUUGUCUUUGAAAAUAAGUUUGAAAACAAAUAUAUGCAUUUUAAAGUUCCCAUUAACUGUGGGUUAUAUUAAUAUUUUUUCACAUAGUUAGCUUAGACUGAAAAUGUUCAUUAGUGUUAGAAAGUUGGGGAAAUGGUUUAUCUCGUGUAUUUAAAUGUUUGUGUUUGUGUACUAUUUCAGCUCAGAGGGCAACACUUUCUUAAAGCGUACUAACUAAGCCACUGUUCCGUAACAGCUGGUUUGUAAAAUUCUGGAUAUACACUGAAGGAUUACGCAGAAGUAGUUAUCUUGCCAUGCACUUAAAAAAAACAAAGAAACAAAAAUACUAAACUAAAAUGCUCCUAUCCUUGUUGGUGCGCCUGUGAAACACAUCUCUGGGAAAUUUACAUGACUUGAAAUAUUUUCAUCUGUAAACUACUAUAUAUAAACUUAAGGUGACAUUUUUUAUAAACUAGAACCCUAACCAAGGACAAAUGCCUAUUUUUUAUCCUUACUCCUUAGAAUUAAAUGUUCUAGGGACUUCCCUGCUGGUCCAGUGGUUAAGACUUUGCUUUCCAAUUUAGGGGGUGUGGGUUCAUUCCCUGGUCAGGGAGCUAAGAUCCCACAUGCCUCACAGCCAAAAAACCAAAACAUGAAG